AUGCGGUUCCCUAUCUCAUACGCCCGCUCUCGCACGUUCUCUCCGGCGACGUUGCCCGCCAGCGUUCGGUCCUUCUACGCCGUCAGCAUGUCGUACGCGAACACUCUACUCGCCACGCAUUUUCUGUCGACGGGCCCUGGUUCGAACUUCGCCAUCGUCGCUUUCGACGUGGAGUACAAAGGCCGAAAGCACAGCGACAGCGAGAUGCGCCUGCUUCCUGUUCCUCUCCCCCUCAGCCACCGCCGGAGUCAUUUCCUGCGUCUACUCACGAUCGCUCGCGAUGGGGUGGUGAUCGCGUUUGAUCUGGUCGCGCUGGGCGCCAUACCGGGUAGGCUGAUCGAAAUUUUCGCGGAUCCAACUAUCAUCAAGGUCGGGAUCGAGUUGAAGAGUGAUUGCAUACUCAUCCUUCGUCACUUCGCGGUCGCCGUCUACAAUGGAUGGGAGCUGAGCCAGCUGUGGAAAUCGAUGCACCCCUCCAUCGAAGCUGGUCCUCUUACGAGCCACAUAUCGCUAGACGACAUGGCCCGUAUCACCGUCGGCGUCAGGAUCAUGAAGGAGAUGCAGAGGAGCGAUUGGGGGACGUCCGUCCUAACCGAGGAGCAAAUUGACUACGCUCUGAUCGACGCGUAUAUGCUCAUUCCCAUGAUUCAUGUCGUCCUCCACGAAUACACUCUCGGUGUAUGGCCCGAUUUCGACGCCAGCGCCUUCUCCUUCAACGCCGAUCUCGUCACCAAUGGCGCCGUUACGUUCGCUGGCCCGCAGACGGUCGGCAGUCAUAUCAGGGUCUGGGGUGUUGGUCACCCUGUUCCAAGUGCGUCCACUGACGACUGGACACCCCGGCAUCCUGUGCUGGACGCGUACAGGGCGGCGAUCUACAAUGAUUGUCGCUCCAUGGCCGCACGUCGGUUCUACGCGAGGGAGGGAAUGAUCUUACUGGAAUCUAGUCGGAAGAUGGCGAUCUUUACUUCGUACCGCGUGUCCAGGUGGAUCUAUAUGCACGCGCAUGUUUCGCCGCUCGCCUUGUCGUACUUACUGUUACCUUUGCUCGCCCUUGUUGUGUAUACAUACGCUUAG
This is a messenger RNA of Schizophyllum commune H4-8, 1074 nucleotides long. Its product is annotated as ribonuclease H-like protein. Gene Ontology annotation, molecular function: 3'-5' exonuclease activity; nucleic acid binding. The record is from RefSeq and is a predicted model, not a curated record. NCBI's taxonomy places the organism in Eukaryota, Fungi, Basidiomycota, Agaricomycetes, Agaricales, Schizophyllaceae. Bases 1 to 1074 code for a protein of 357 amino acids. Gene Ontology annotation, biological process: nucleobase-containing compound metabolic process. The transcript has 5 exons.